GUGUUCUAUGCUUUGUGAUCGUGUACGCAACGCCCGGGUCGGUGGUCAUUUCGGCGUACUCGUUGAUGGGUCGCCAGCUAUGGGUGGUCACACCGCCUUUCGAUCGCCACGAAAGUACCGCCUCAAUACAACAACAACGAGUGAUCAAGGAACGGCGAAGGGCAGCGCGAAUUCUGCUGCUUCUGGCCAUCCUCUUCGCUCUCUGUUGGCUCCCUUACAAUGUGAUAAACCUCAUGCUCGAUCUCGACAUCCGGUGGCAAGAGCGGACGAUGCUGAACUGGUACCCCUUCGCUCUUCUAUUGGGUCAUGCCAAUUCUGCCAUCAACCCCCUCCUCUACUGUGUCAUGACCAAAAAUCUUCGCAAGACAGUUCGAAAGCUGUUUCGACAGGAGUUUGACGAUAUUCACACAGGUCGCCGCCGCUGCUUCAAAGUUUCAGACACGAAAUACCAACUCUUCGAGCGGAUACGACUCAUACCAUGGGCCGCAUCGGCGGUGCUACAUGCUGGGAACGCUCCAUCGGAACAGCACCCAGCAGACACGGGUCAAUGUCACCACCUCGACGAAUGCAACGGCCGCUGUCAACAUACACAGCAUCAAUGGCGGCAACCACAACUCCAGCCUCAGAUACCUGUGAUGGAGACUGACCAGCAAACUAGAUUGGUGCGGCCUGUCAGCGUCUGACUGUGCUUCAUUAUUAGUUUCACGUUCAAAUCUCAUUUAAAGUUUGGAUGGUUUUAUAAAAGUCUGAAUUUUAGAGAACUGCUCAUAAGUGGUUUCUUUAAAAUCAAAAGAAAAUGAAGAAGGCUGUUUGAGAAGCUAUUUGAAUGCUGUCAGAUUCGUAAAGUUUUGAUAUUCUGGUCUUACAGAAUCUUAUCAAACGCCAUCCAAUUUCAUCUCGCAAAGAAAAAUGAGUAAGCUGUCUUGCAUGCAUCUUCAGCAAACCAGCUCUUGAGUUUAGAAACAGACGUUUUUGUAAAUUUACCUGGUUUUGAUUGUUACGGCUGUAUGUUCCUAUAGUUUAUGUAUAAGCGCAAGGUUUCAUUAAAGUAUUUUUUUAAAUAAGAA
Bemisia tabaci is the source of this 1067-nucleotide messenger RNA. The record is from RefSeq and is a predicted model, not a curated record. NCBI's taxonomy places the organism in Eukaryota, Metazoa, Arthropoda, Insecta, Hemiptera, Aleyrodidae.